Messenger RNA from Capra hircus (goat), 1689 nucleotides. It is a transcript of the gene TMEM220, whose product is annotated as transmembrane protein 220. Bases 86 to 589 code for a protein of 167 amino acids. The transcript has 6 exons. The record is from RefSeq and is a predicted model, not a curated record. Lineage: Eukaryota; Metazoa; Chordata; Mammalia; Artiodactyla; Bovidae.
GCCAGAGGUGGACCGCACUGCCCGGUGGGCCUGCGCUCCGCCCGGACCGGUCUGUCCCGGCCCGUCCCGUCCGGUCCGCCCGACCAUGGCGCCGGCGGCGGGGCGCAGGGUGCGGGGCCUGUGGCGCGCCUGCAACUGGCUUAUGGGCGCCUUCUUCGCGCUGGCGGCCUUUGUGCAGGUGAAUGACCCGGAUGCAGAGCUGUGGGUGGUUGUGUAUACGAUUCCUGCCACUCUGACACUGCUUGUUGGACUUAACCCUCUUGUCACAGGUAACUUUAUUUGGAAGAGUGUGUCUGCAAUACACAUAUGCCUUUGUGUCCUGUGGGCUAUCAGCUUGGCAUACAACCUCUUGCUUCAUAAGAAACAGAACCUCUUGCAUGAGGAGGAAGGCAGGGAGCUGUUUGGUCUCGUGAUCAUCACAGCAUGGCUGGGCCUGUGCCACAGCUCUUCAAAGGCUCCAGGUGGUGGAAGAAUUCAGCUGGCCAUUGCUACCACGGUCUCUCUUCUCCCGUUUAUCUCCUGGGUCUACAUAUAUAUAAACAAGGAGAUGCGCUCUUCCUGGCCAGCUCAUUGCAAGACGGUGAUUUAAAUGAAGAAUCCUGUUCCUAAAAUGAGAGUUCUUGAUUUUGUAUAAACAUGGUUGUAACAAGCUGACUUCCUAGGAAUUUAUUUCAGUUGAGUUACUACUAGAGAUGAAUUUUUUUUUGUUUGUUAUCCUAAGAACUUUGUAUGCCUGCCUACAACACAGGACUGGAUGGGACUAGUAAGAGAAGGGUCUGACGUUCUGUUUUAUCAUAGUGUAGUAGGAAAGUUAAGAAGGAGGAAUUCUAACUCUGCUUCAUUACUAUCCAUGUAACUUAGAUAUAAAUCUACUUUAAUUCUUUGGAAUUAAAGAAUUCCAAAGAUAACUGAAAUUCUCUCUUGGAUAAUUCUUUAUCUAUAAAUACCAGCCUGCAUACUUAUUUAUAUAACUGUGAAGAUUAGAGUAGAUAAUAUAAGAGCAUUCCAAACAUAAAGUCCUCUACACAGGGUAACAGAGGAAAGCAGGGUUUGGAUGAUAGACAGGAGUUUAGGAGAGGGCUAUGCCCUUGAACUAACAUCAUUAGACUGGACGGGUACCAUGAAUUAAAUGAGAUGCCGUGAAUUAAAUGAGGACUUCGGGUGAACAAAGUGAACACCUAUGUCUUGGAAAGAAAGGAAAGUUAGUUAAAGGAAUUUGGGACCAAAAAGAAGCAGAUAGGGAAUAUUAAUUACCAUAUGAUUGAAAAGUAAGACCAAAAUCUAUACACAUAUCCUUAACGAAUGUCAAAAGUAGCUCUGGAGAGAUCAUUUCAGAGUUGCACCAUCUGGCAACCACAAGCCACAUGCUGUAUUGAGCACCUGAAAUAAACUGAAGUUUUAAUUUACAAACAUCAAUUAUGACGAAACGGAUACAUGUAUUUGGAACACUUGGGUUAAGCUUGUUUGGAACAACUGAAAUAUGUGAAUCCACUUCUUCAACUGUAAAUUUUGUACCUAAAUACAGACCAAGUUUCCAAUGAAAAGUUAUUGUCCAAAUGGAUGGAUUAUAAGCAUAAAACACACAUGACAUUUUAAACUUAGUAUAAAAAGAAUGUAAAAUAUUUUUAUAUUGAUUACAUGUUGAAAUAACAUUAGAUAUAUUGGAAUAAACAGUAUUAUGAAAAUUAA